CACUAGUGAGUCGGAAGGUUCACCUAGAGUUUUUUACUCGUGCUCCAAUAGUUUACCACGUGCGGGGACGCAUGCCACCGCAAUCCGGUCUCAUUUCCACACAAAAGGAAGAGACAGGCUCGAAACUUUGGCUACAAGAAUUUUCGGAUUUCUCGAACCCAUAAUAUCAUUACUUCCCAAGGUUAACUCAUCGUGGAUGUCCAUGAUUGCGACUCCAGUCUUUAUAUUGGUCUCCAUGAUGGUGUUCGCUGAAGCAAUCCCUCUUCGGAGGAUUCAAUCACGUGUCCCCAAGUACGAUGAGCAUCCUUCUAUUCGAACGCUGGUAGUGGUAUUGGGCUUGAUCUAUGUAUUUAUACUCGCUAUAGGGCAAGGGCUUCGAUGCGGCCGACUAGGUAGACGGAUGAAAUCGACCGUGAUAGAAGUCUUGGUACUCGCUCAAUUCCUUUCCAGUAUUAGCUUCAUAAUGUCUGUAGCAAUCCUGGAGUCAGGACUGGGAAUCCAGAAUGAUGACCAGUGCCAUGCGACGAUUCGGGUAUGUAUUGCCAUGUAUUUGGCCGGGAAGAUCACACUAUAUCUCUUUCUCCUCGAGCGGGUGCAUAUCGUCCGGGCGCCGUUUGUGCAUCGAUUACGGGAUCCACUCUGGGUGAUUGGUAUGAUUACCAUCACGGGAGGGCUUGGUGGAAUCACCAUCUACGAGUAUCGAAACCCGUUAGCCGAACUAUCCUACAAGACGGGUCUAUGCAGAAUUGGCAUCGUGCCAGGUGCAGGCGUCGCGAUCAUGACCAUGGACAUUUUGAUCGGGACCGUCUUGACAGGGAUCUUCAUAUGGAUCAUGAAACCAAGUCUCCGGUCGAUGGAUAGCGAGGCCAUCGGAACGGGCAGCCAGCUGGAAGUUGCUGAGGGGAGGAAGAGCGGUGGGGGGAAUCGAUGGUCAGCAUCUCUGGCAUCAGGCCUGUCCCGUGUUCGGGAGAAGAGACAAAGAGCUCGAAACGCGAAGUCUGCACGGGAUCAACUCAAAGCCAUGCUCUGGCGAAACAUCAUCGGAUCGUCUAUAGCGCUGGCGGGCACCUUGGCGAACAACAUUAUCUACUUGACGUGGAAGGACGCGACAAGAAGCUACGCAUGCUUGCUCGGCUGCAUGACUGAUGUGGUGAUUUCGAUGUGGGCCACCAAUUGGAUGACCAUGGGGGACUGUGGGGAGAACAGAGGGAUGUCAGUAUCGGCAGAGAGAGACAGCGGGGGAUCCAACACGACGCAAUUGACAACAGCACAGUCGCGAGCAGAGGAUCGAGGAUUGUUCUCGGGUGAUGACAAGAUAGGCGGGCGAGCAGACGAAACGAGAAUUGACGAUGAAGAUGUGUGCCUGCGGUGCCAAGAGGUCAAGGUGCAACAGCAGAGCAGGAAGCAGGGGAGAUGA
Molecule: messenger RNA, 1417 nt
Organism: Periconia digitata
Lineage: Eukaryota; Fungi; Ascomycota; Dothideomycetes; Pleosporales; Periconiaceae
Source: the annotation of a GenBank genome assembly